This is a messenger RNA of Acanthisitta chloris (rifleman), 8076 nucleotides long. RefSeq names its product titin-like. The coding region runs from base 1 to 8076 and encodes 2691 amino acids. The transcript has 3 exons. Lineage: Eukaryota; Metazoa; Chordata; Aves; Passeriformes; Acanthisittidae. The record is from RefSeq and is a predicted model, not a curated record.
AUGGUAGACAAUGUGUGGCAUGUUGUAACCCAGUCUCCUUCUCUUGCAGAGCAGCCCAGCAAGGCGAACCUCGAGGGAUCCGGCACAGUGGCGGUGCUGGCCUGCCCCAAGAACCAUAAACCCACCUUCACACAGGGCCUGAAAUGUAGGUCUGUGUUGGAGGGGGACCCUGCAUUCUUCCAGUGCAAGCUGGUGGCAUGCCCGGCACCCCAAAUGUCCUGGUUUCACAACAACCGUCCGGUCCUCCAGGACUGCCGCAAAGUGAUUCGCACUGAGAGUGAGGAGCACACACACCAUUCCCGCCUGGAGGUGUGGGAUGUGAGGGAGCAUGAUGCUGGCAGUUACAGGGUAUUUGCCAUUAACAGCGAGGGCUCAGCUGAGUCCACUGCCUCACUGCUGGUGGCACGCAGUAGGGAGCAGCAGGGCUUAGGUUUCACGGGGAAAGCAGAGUGGAUGCAGCAGAGCUGGGAGUGCCUGCUGCAGCAGCGGCAGGAGGACCGUCUGCGGGUAGUGCUCCGCUGCACUGGCUCACCCUUUGACAAGGGCCAGGAGGCUGAGCUGUUCCCUGGGGACCGCUCACCAGCCCGGGGCAUGGUGCGAACCAUCCGUUUCCAGAGUCUGCCACUGGUGGGGUCUCGCCAUCCAGAGCUGGCAUGUGGUAGGGAGCGUAGUGGCAGAGUGGUUGAUGCUGAGGAGUUACUGGAUGAGGAGAUCCGUUGGAAGCUGCAAAGGCUGCGGGAGGCAAAGAGGGCAGCACUGAAAAAGAAGCAGGAUUCCCUCAUGUCCAUGUCCCAGGAGGGCUCUCCAGAGAAGCCCAGCCCACCUAAGGUGGCUGCCACGAUGGAUGGCUCAGAGCCCUUCACGGUGCAGGUAGUGAAGGGGUACUUCAGGCCCAAGGCUGUGAGAGAGAGAUGCCAGAUGCCAGAAAUCAAAAUCACUGCCCCAACUCCAACACCAGAGCAAGACACAGAGAUGAGGGAGACCACACAACUCUCUCCAGACCAGGCUGCCCCCACCAUAAAGCACAAAUUCAAGUUUUCAUUUGAUAUGGGAAAUGAGCCACCCCAAAUUGUGGUAGGAGUUCCAGCACACAUUCAUUGCAAUGAAGGAGAAGAAGUGGUGUUGGAGUGUGCUGUGUCUGGGCAACCCCCACCAGGUGUGGCCUGGUCCCUGAAUGGCCAGAGCCUCUCUGCCAGUGAGAGGCUGAGGUUUGAAGAAGGCAAGAAUGGAAUGCACCGCUUACACAUUCAAGGUGUCUCUGUUGCAGAUGCUGGGCAGUAUUGUUGUGUGGCCACAAAUGUGGCUGGAACAGCACAGACUGCCUCUGAGCUGACAGUGCAGCCCAGAGCACCCAGGUUGUAUAGCAAGGAUGGAGAAUCUGAGGAACUGCCUGCCAUGGACCAUGUUCUUCACCUCCAAGGCCUCAGCAUACCAAGGAAAGGUGAAAAGGAGCAGAUUACAUGCCCCAAGGAGGAGGAAGCCCACCUACCUUGGUUCCUGAGGCUGUCUCCAUCUCCUGGUGAGCAGCUAGAAGACUGUGAGAAAACUCACUUCGGGGAAAGUGAGAUGGAGGAAACAAUGGUUCUGGAUAUCACAGAAGUUUAUGCAAGGCAAGAAAUGGAUUAUACAGAUGAAAGUGUGAGGAAUAAGGAUGGUAUUUCUGAGAUGAGGCAGUACAGGGGGAAAGCUGUCUCUGAGGAAAACAACUUUGGAACAGAUACCACUGAGCUGCACCUUAGCAUAUCCAGGGAAGGGCAUGAACUGGUGGCAAAGGACUCAGGUCACUUUUCAGAGGAUCUGGAGCCUGAAGAGCACAAGGUGCUACCACAUACAGAAACUCUGUCCUGGGGCAUCUUGAAGUCAUCAUUUAUAGAAGUGCAAGGGAAAAUACAUGCCUCUGAGCAGUCUACUCUCUCAAGGAAGUGUGAGGAUUCACAGGUUUUUGUUCCUGUAUCACCUGUGGUGCAAGAGAGAAGUGAUGUUCACAUAGAGGAGAGUGAUGCCCCUGUCUGGGCAGCAAUAACUCCUGAUGUUCCUCUUGCAGACGAGCCAAGUUUGCCCCACCUGCAGGACCACAUUGCAAGCACACCCACAAAACAGCAGUUUGGCUUUUAUGACUUCUCUCCAGCAGAAGAGCAGGAGGAACAGGAAAAGGGGCAAGAGGGAUUAGCUGAUGUUGAACAGGACAUUGAGGUUGAUGAUCAGCUUUGUAAAGAAGAAAUUAUUGAUGCUGGUGACACCACACACUGGAAAAAGAAAAAUGAUAGACAAAUGCUGCAAGAAAUGGAGUCUGAUGCAGGCUGCUCUUCUUUGGAUCUAAUCCUCACUCCUUCUGGCAUAGAAAACUCCGGUCAGGUUUUCACUGAGGGAGCUGAGGUUCACCUGGAAGAAGUGCAUUUCAGAGAGCAGUUAUUGCCAUCUGAGACUGAUGAGACCAGUAUCACAUUUGACCUGAAGAAGUUUGUGGAGCCUUUCCCAGCUGCAGAGGCUGUGUAUACAGAACAGGCACAGACUCCCACAGCUCUGGAGAGCGUGGAGGUGAGAGUGACUGGGCUCAUCUCUCCAGUGCACCAACAUGAUGUGCUUGUGGAAGAGGUGUCCGUGAGUGAGGAGCUGCGUAAGAGCUACAGGAUGCAGCAGGAGGAGGUCAAUGCCCGAGAAGAGGCACAGCUAAUAGAAAUCAGAAGGGCAGAUUUGCAAAUCCCUAAUGGGGACCUUGGCAGUGUCAUGUUAUCUGCUGAAGAGAGACCUUCUGUUGAAUUAAUACAUGAUUCAGAGAUGAGUGUCUGCGGGGAGGACUCACUUAAGGAACAAAUUCAUAGUUUUUUGGUGGAGACCACAGCAGAUUUCCAAAGAGGAGUGCAGGAAACACAGGUUUGGGAGAGUGGGGAACAACCAGAGACCACAGACUCCCAGAGUGAUAGCUUCAUCAUGGACUUGAAAAAAGCUGCGCAUGAAAAGAAAUCCCAGGGUGGGAAUCAGGCUGAGGAAGAUAGUGGUUCUGGGAUGGAAAAGGUCUUUGAGACAGGAAUGAGCAACUUCACCUGUGAGAUAGAAAGCACAGAUUCCCCUGAGGAGAUGCUCGAGGACACCCAGCAGGAACCAAACAUAACCAAGGACUUCUCUUUUGGGCAACUCCUACUUGGUUCAGUAAUGGAUGAUCCCAUGACACAGAAAGAGCAAAGCAAGGAGUCUUUGGGCAAGAAGAGGACUCUCAUUGAGGAAGCCUCAGAGAAUAGUCUGGAUGGAGAAGGACUGUGGGAGAAUAUUUCUGCAGGUCCAGAGUCCAGUGCUGUUCAAGUCUCAGAGCUGGAUCCUGAUUUGUCCCUGGCCAAUUAUUUAAGGUCCACUGGUAUGCACGAAACUCCAGAUCUCAAAGGGACAGUUCAGAAAGAGCAGGAAGAGACCAUCACUUCACUGGAAGUGGAGGAGGUUACCUUCAGCAUGGUUUAUGACUAUUACAACAACCAUCAGGAACUUGCCCGGCCCUUCUCUCCUGAGUCAGAAAUGUCUAUAGAGCUGGAGACUGGGAGCAGAGAGGAGUCACCUGAUUCAGACCGCUUCUACACACCUCCCUCCUCAGUGGAAAUCUUUGAAACUGCUUCCUCAGCAUCUUACCACACACCACUCAGCACACCUGAGUGCUACUCCACACCAUCUGAGGGCUCAGGGUACAGCACGCCACCUGAACGCUACUCAACACCAUCUGAAGGCUCAGGGUACAGAACACCACCUGAAUGCUACUCAACACCAUCUGAAGGCUCAGAGUACAGCAUGCCACCUGAAUGCUACACCAUACCAUCUGAAGGCUCAGUAUACAGCAUGGCUCCUGAACAGUACUACACACCCUCCAAGGGUUCAAAAUGCAACACACCUGCAGAGUGCUACUUCACACUCUUUGAGGGACCCUACUCUGCAUCAGGGGACACCACACCACCAGAGCACUACUGGACACCCACUGGGGAGUAUAUGGAUGCGCUGACCAUGCUCCCCCUUAGUGAGAGGAGGCAUCAGCCUCCAGACCAGCCCCAGGCUGAUGUGUUUAGGAUGCCCUGUGAAGCCCUGGAGCCAUCAGGCAGGGAGAUCCCACCUGCAUUCCUCAAGGCAUUGAGCAGGAGGAGGUUGUGUGAGGGCAGCACACUGAGAUUUGUGGCUGAGGUGGUGGGUGUGCCCAAGCCAGGGGUGAAGUGGUAUCAUAAUAAGUCCCUAUUGGAGCUUGAUGAGAGAGUGCGAGUAGAGAAGGAUGGAGACAAAUACAUUCUGGAGAUCACUAAUGUCCGACAAGCUGAUGCAGGACAGUAUCUGUGCCAUGCAGUGAACAUUGUUGGGGAAGCUAAAAGUAUUGCGCAAGUGGAAGUUUUGCCUGAAAAUGGGCAGUCACUAGCACUGCCACCCCCUGUCACCCACCAGCAUGUUAUACACUUUGACCUGGAGCAAAAUACAUCUUCAAGGUCACCUUCACCACAGGAAAUCCUCCUGGAAGUGGAACUGGAUGAAAAUGAGGUGAAGGAGUUUGAGAAGCAAGUUAAAAUCAUAACCAGUCCUGAGUUUAGCCCAGAUAAGAAGACCAUGGUGGUUUCCCUAGAUGUCCUUCCACUUGCCUUGUUAGAACAAGCAGGCUUGGCUGCAGAGGAGAAUGAGGAUGUAAAAAUUGACUUCCAAAUAACUGAAAUGCCUCCACGCUUUGCAGUGCCCAUUGCAGAUAUCACGGUGACAGAAGGUUUGGAGGCAGUCUUUGAGUGUGUGGUAACAGGUACUCCUGUCCCAGUAGUUCAGUGGUUCAGAGGCAACACCUGUGUGACACCUGCCACAGGAAAGUAUGUUGUGAGUCAGAAGGAGGGACUUCACAGUCUGAAGAUCCAAACUGUAGGUCCUUCUGAUGGUGGUUGGUAUCACUGUCAGGCAACAAAUAGGCUGGGAGAAGCAAUGUGCAAAGGCUCCCUUGUGGUCAUGGCUCAGCAGGGAGCAAAUGCUAAGACAAGUGGUGAGACAGUCAUGGGCUGUGAACCAUACAGGCCACAGAAGUGUGACUUGCUUCUGAGUAAGACCGUGAGCCCAGGUGACCAGUCAGAAAUAGAGCUGGAGUUUGAGUUUGAGCCGCACAGAGAUGACUCAGAAAAAGCAAUCCAACUGCUUGCAGUGGCUCAACAAGAGCAGGAGGUGGAAGGGGAGAAGUGUGUCAACAUUAGUUUUGAUGUGUUUGCAGAGCCAUCCCAAGAGGAACGGGUUGAAUUUAGGGCAGAGGAUUCGGAGAGCUGCAGCUUUGAGUUCCAGGUCACCGAAGCUCCUCCCAGAUUUGUGAGGCUCAUUUCUGACUACAGUACAUUUGUAGGUGCCUCAGCAUGCUUCCAGUGUCUUGUGACUGGUUCCCCCCACCCAAGUGUCUGCUGGUACAAGGAUGGGGUGUUGUUGGAAGGGGAAAGGUACUGUGCACAAGAAGAGCAGGAUGGCUCUCAUAGCCUUACUAUUGAAAACCUGAUGCAAAGUGACAGUGGGCAGUACAAAUACAUCGCUAGGUCUCUUAUUGUCUCUUCUGAGGAAGGAAGAAAUGAAGGCUACGGCAGUGGCCUUCAGUUGCCUGAUAGAGAGAAAACACUUGAAUUUGAGCCUGGAAAACCAGUUUAUUUCAGCAAGGCAAAGAUGAAAAUGGAGGAGGAGGGCAAAGCCCCUGUUUUCCUCAAACAGAUCUCAGAUGGUGAAGUCCGGCAGGGAGAUGUAGCUAGGCUAUCUGUAACUGUUACUGGCAGCCCCACACCCAAAAUCCAGUGGUUUUUCAACAAUGUGAAGCUAACCUCAUCCACAGACUGUAAGUUAGUGUUUGCUGGCAAUGAUCACAGCCUCAUCCUCCCAUACGUGGGUGUGCAGGAUGAUGGUGAGUACACAUGUGUGGCCAGAAAUGUACACGGUGAGACCACUUGCAGUGCCCACCUCCACGUGCAGCAGUGGAUACCAGGGUUUCCUUGCUUUGUCAAGGAGCCAGACAGCAUGCGAUGUGCACCAGGCUUCACCGCAGUCUUUGAGUACACUGUGACAGGAAAGCCGUGCCCGAAUGUGAUGUGGUUCAAAGGGAGUGAGCAGCUCUUCUCUGACUGGCAUCAUUGUGUUGCUCACCACCCUGAUGGCUCAGGCUCCUUGACAGUGUGGGAUUGCAUGGAGGAGGACACAGGGCUCUACACGUGCAGGGCGGUGAGUGCCCUGGGUGAGGCCACAUGCACUGCUGAGCUCCUCGUGCUGCCUGAGGAGCAUGCUGUGUGCAGGCAGAGCCCAGCCUUGCAGCAUUCUGCAGUGGCAGAGGACCAAAGCCCCCACUUUUACGAGAAGACUGGUGAGGUUCCUGCCAUGGAAGGAGCACUCAGUUUUGAGACAAUAAGGGAGCCUCCAGCACUCCUUCAGCUCCAGAUGAGCCAGGUGGUGCACAUGCUGCCCAGGGAGGAUGUCUUGCCUGGCCUGCCACGAAUCUGUCUGGCUGUGCAGAGUGUUGAAGAGAUGCUCACCCAGGUGGCCACAACACAAGAGUGCAGUGGGCUUCUGGCAGAGUCCCUGCAAACCCUUGCUGCUGGCCCCCAGGGCAUAGUGCCUGCAGCAGCAAAGGAGACACAACUGCCAGGCUGCCUUGGGACUGUAGCUGCAGAUAUACACUUGUCCAAAGAGAAAAUCAUCCCCAAGGCAGCAGAGCAAUUGGCUGCUCUGAGGACAGAGGCUGCCCCAGCCCUUCUACAAGUGUCAAGCACCAUGAAGAGCUCUACCAUAGACAGUGACCAAAUCCAGGUCCUUGAGGGCUUUCAGGCAACACAAGGUGAGCUGAAUGCUGAACCCAGAUUCCCCUCUGAAUUGGCCUUCACUGAGGACCAAACUGUCCCCCUAGAGAACAUUUCUUCCCUGGAAACAGCAGAGGAAGAUUUUGCUGCAAGAGUACAUGAGGGAUGGGCUGUGAGAUUUCCCUUGCUGCUGGAAGAAAACCAGACCCUGGAGAAGGAGCUUAGGCAGUGGAAAAGGGCAGAGAGACAACCCCAUGAAACAAUGUACUCUUACCAGCUGCAGCCAAGCAAAGUCCUCAACAAAGAGAAUCAGCUCACUGCUCUGGUUCCUGGGUGCUGCAACUUAGACAUAAAGUCUCAAAUUAGAAAUGCACUGAUAGCUGCAGUGGUAAGUGAGGAAAACCUCUUGUUUUCAGAAUGGUUGGCUGAUAAAGCAAACAUUCAAGUACAGACAAUAAAUAUCACCAAGGAGAAUAAACAUACCUUGUGCACCUAUGUUGUGACUGCAGGAGGAAGCAGUCCCAUAGAAAUUCCAGUCUCCCUGGGAGAAGUCAGCAUUCAGACAGCUGACCAGAAAAUGGUCUUGAAGGAGGCUUUCUAUUCUCUUCUUUGUGAGGAUAAACAUCUCUUGACAGAUGAAAAAUCCAAAGCAUUGCCAGUCUAUCCCAGUCUGCUUCUCUCAGGAAAAUCCUGUGAUGAAACCUUUGAGCUGGAGCCCCAGCAGGCCAACAGGACUAUGGAGUCAGAAAUACCACUGGAGCAACCUUUGUCUGCACAACUAAUCAACACUGUGACUGGGCAUGGUCAAAUCAAGGAUGUGGAUGCACCUGCAGCCACUACUGAUGUAGCCUCCACAGGUCUUCCCAUUGAGAUGCCCACAGAAAUACUGAAAAGAAUGGAGAAAAGGGAAGAAAUAUGUGAGGAAGAGGGCAGAGAGGGUCUGGAAACUAGAGCUGGGAAGGUAGAGGAUGAAUUGGUCAAAGAGAGUUAUCCCAUCAUACACAGCAAACUGGUUGACACUGUUGUGGAGGAAGAGGAGAGUGUCAGACUGGUGUCUGUCAUAACAAAUGUCAGAGAGGUGAACUGGUACUUUGAGGGUAAACUGGUAUCUUCAGGCAACAAAUUCAAGUGUUUGCAAGAUCAGGACACGUACACACUAGUAAUAAGCAAAGUGUACGGGGAGAUUCACCAAGGAGAGUACACGUGUGAGGCACUGAAUCAAGGUGGAAAAAGAGCAUCAGCAGCAAAACUCACAGUUGUUAAAAGAGGUUGGAUUAUGGGAAUAAAAUACUGCCUUUUUAAUACACUGCUUUACUAA